AUGCUUCUCAUUCUCGGGGUCCUUCUGCUCCAGAGCUUUGACGAAUGUGCUGAAGCAUGCUACAACGAUUUGGACUGUAUCUAUGUGGCCUACGGCAAUGGUUCUCAGACACCUACGGAUACGUCAUGCAAUAUUUACAUGAGGGGUGGGGUAGUAUUUCCUGCACAUCCGAAAGUGUACGGAAUGAAGCGAACAGAACAGAACACGUCAAGGGCAAUGUGCAGUAGUGCUGUACGAUGCGCUGCAAAACAAACCUAUACGAAGGUCAACGCUACCGACAAGCUUACAAUCGAAGAACAGCAGUGCCCGUACAAUGCAUCAAUAGUCACCAUUAACGUCUACAAGGAUCCCACGUAUGGAUUCCAUGCAUACGCUGAUACGUCAUGCAAUAUUUACAUGAGGGGUGGGGUAGUAUUUCCUGCACAUCCGAAAGUGUACGAAAUGAACAGAACGGACGAGGACACAUCAAGUGCAAUGUGCAGUAGUGUUGUACAAUGCGCUGCAAAACAAAACUAUACGAAGGUCAACGCUACCGACAAGCUUACAAUCGAAGAACAGCAGUGCCCGUACAAUGCAUCAAUAGUCACCAUUAACGUCUACAAGGACCCACGUAUGGAUUUCAUGCAUACGCUCAUGCAAUUUCUUGGGAUGGAACUCAAGGAGUGUAACUCAGUCCCAGUCUACACACGUAAGGGAGACUACAUGCGUUUCUUCUUUGGCAACGCUUAUCAGAAAACUGGCUACUCCAAAACUAAUAUGUCAGUGUUGCCUCAGCCAUGCAUAUAUAACGGAACUCUACAAUGCUACAGCUCUGUGAAGAUCCGCGAAUAUAAGAGAAGCCAGUAUGACGACUUCGUCUAUUGGAGCUCCGUUCCUCCAGGCUAUCCUUAUGAUCCCUACAUAGAAACAGAGGUCACGCAGGAUUUCUGGAUUGUCAGCGGCGGUUGUUAUUGA
Cooperia oncophora is the source of this 954-nucleotide messenger RNA. NCBI's taxonomy places the organism in Eukaryota, Metazoa, Nematoda, Chromadorea, Rhabditida, Trichostrongylidae. The record is from the annotation of a GenBank genome assembly.